GUGCCUGGUGGCACGGCAAUCUCCUCUCAGCUCCAGGAAUGACCCACUACAGAUAAGAUGAAUCACUUAUCACCAGGGGAGCUGUUAAAUAGAUGUUUCUGUGUAGUUAAAUGGUCCUGUUAUGGGUUUGAGGGUGCUAUGCUGGGACCCUCUCAUCACAAUGCCAGGAAGAUAGGUUGAUACAUCUCAAAUCAAAUGUUAUUGGUCGCACACACAUAUUUAGCAAAUGUUAUUGGUCGCACACACAUAUUUAGCAAAUGUUAUUGGUCGCACACACAUAUUUAGCAAAUGUUAUUGGUCGCACACACAUAUUUAGCAGAUGUUAUUGGUCGCACACACAUAUUUAGCAGAUGUUAUUGGUCGCACACACAUAUUUAGCAGAUGUUAUUGGUCGCACACACAUAUUUAGCAGAUGUUAUUGGUCGCACACACAUAUUUAGCAGAUGUUAUUGGUCGCACACACAUAUUUAGCAGAUGUUAUUGGUCGCACACACAUAUUUAGCAGAUGUUAUUGGUCGCACACACAUAUUUAGCAGAUGUUAUUGGUCGCACACACAUAUUUAGCAGAUGUUAUUGGUCGCACACACAUAUUUAGCAGAUGUUAUUGGUCGCACACACAUAUUUAGCAGAUGUUAUUGGUCGCACACACAUAUUUAGCAGAUGUUAUUGGUCGCACACACAUAUUUAGCAGAUGUUAUUGGUCGCACACACAUAUUUAGCAGAUGUUAUUGGUCGCACACACAUAUUUAGCAGAUGUUAUUGGUCGCACACACAUAUUUAGCAGAUGUUAUUGGUCGCACACACAUAUUUAGCAGAUGUUAUUGGUCGCACACACAUAUUUAGCAGAUGUUAUUGGUCGCACACACAUAUUUAGCAGAUGUUAUUGGUCGCACACACAUAUUUAGCAGAUGUUAUUGCGGGUGUAGUGAAAUGCUUGUGUUCCUAGCUCCAACAGUGCAGUAAUAUCUAACAAUUAAGAGUUCGACACGUGGAAAACAUCUUGAAAUUGAUAUGUGGAAAUUCAUCCAAAAUGUUGAGUUCCUUUCUUUGGACACUUGAGCUAAGGGUUGCUCUAUUGCCCGGGGCAAGGGACCUGAACAGUUAUGCAAGUUGAGUCUGAACGCAAAGAAUUGCAGUGGUCUGGUCUUUCUGGUUCCUCCACUGUGUGUAGGUGAAAAUACUUUCCAUGUCCGGGCAGGUGAUCAUCAGGCUUCUUCAGGGCAACAUAAACUACACCUGACUUACCCAAUGGGAGAGAGCCAUCCAGACCCGAUGGAGCACCUGGUGAGUGAGCUGAACAUGCUGCUGAAGCUGCUGGACCAGGAGAGUGUGAGCAGGGCCACAACGGAGAAGAUGAGCACAGUCCGGAGCCUGCUGGGGCAGCUGCAGCCAUCAGUGAAUGGAUCAGACUUCAUAUACAUGAACACUUCUCUUUACGGAAAUGGCACCAGCUUUGUGGAAUCCCUGUUUGAGGAAUUCGACCUGGAUGAGUUCAGACCCUCCCCAGAAGAACUAAAGGAACCGAUUGAGGAGGAGGAACCGGUUGAGGAGGAAACCCCCAAAAUACCGCCCUCAAAAAGUCCCACUGACACCCCACCUCCUCUGCCAACCACCCCUCCCCCAGAGGACUAUUAUGAGGAGGCAGUGCCCCUGGAUCCAGGCACGGCGACCCAAUACAUCACCGCCAACAUCACCAAAAACAUCAGCGCAAGUCCCCCAAAUUCCAUUGAAGAUGCAUAUUAUGAGGAUGCUGACAAUAAUUACCCCACCACCCAAAUCAAUGGCCCGCACAAGAACUCAUACGCUGAUUCAGACGCGCUGAGCAGCUCCUAUGAAUCGUAUGAUGAGGAGGAUGAGGAGGCGAAGGGCCAGGACAGGACUAGUCAGAGGUGGCAGUCAGAGGAGAACUCUGUGGGCCCCAUGAAGGACUGUCGUAUCUGUGCCUUUUUGCUGCGCAAGAAACGCUUCGGCCAAUGGGCCAAACAGUUGACGGUCGUCCGUGACAACAGAUUACAGUGCUACAAGAGCAUUAAAGACAGAAGCCCACACAUUGAGCUGCCGCUGAACCUGUGUAACGUCAUCUACAUUCCCAAAGAGGCGCGCCGCAAGAAGCACGAGCUGCGUUUCUCCCUGCCUGGUGGCGAGGCCUUGGUGCUGGCUGUCCAGAGCAAGGAGCAGGCGGAACGAUGGCUCAAGGUGAUCCGGGAAGUGGCCAGUCAAGCCACCAGCAGUGAAGGAUUAGAGGGCUCAUCCUCUCCUAUGAUCCAGAGGAAGAUGGAGCUGGACAAGUUACUAGGAGCUGACAAGCACACUGUACUGUUGGUUGACAAGCACACCUCUGACUCUGACAGCGUGGCCACAGGUGACAACCUGCCCUCUGGUCAGCUCCGUGACAACUGUGAAGGGAAGGGGAAGAGGGGGGCGUUUUCAGAGCUGACGGGGUCUAUGAGCAGAGCGGCUGGACGGAAGAUCACCAGGAUCAUCAGUUUCUCUAAGAAGAAGCCUCCUCUCCCAGGAGACGCUCCGUCCUCCUACCACCAUGACGACAACCCCCGCUGUGGUUACCUAAAUCUACUGCUGAGCCAGUGUUGGAGGGAGAGAUGGUGCUGUGUGAGGAGUGGAACACUGUACCUUCACAAAGACCGGGGCGACCUGGGUACUCACGUAAGAGCUGUGGUCCUCCAUGGGGCUGAGGUCAUACCUGGAGUAGGGCCCAAUCACCCCUUCGCCUUCCGCAUCCUGCAAGGAGGCAACGAGGUGGCUGCCUUGGAGGCCAGCUGUUCAGAAGAGAUGGGCCGCUGGCUGGGGGUUCUGCUGGCAGAGUCUGGCUGUGCCACCAGCCCUGAGGCUUUGCACUAUGACUAUGUGGACGUGGACACCAUCACUAGCAUCACAGACGCAGCAAGACACUCCUUCCUAUGGGCUACCUCCUCCAGCAGCGCCUCGACAGACUCCAGAACGUAUGACGAGGUUCCUUAUGAGAGCAUAUUGCAGCCAGAGGAGCAGGUGCCCAGACCAGGAGCUCAGGUGAAACACCACUCUUCUUUCCCUAGCAGCAGAGAGACUGAGAAGGUGGACUCCCUAGUCACCACAAAGAGACACUGCUCCAGUAAGUCUCCAGAAGAUGCGAAUCAGCAUAUAUCAGGGAAGUAUGGUAAAACACGAGCAGAGGGCGAUGCCAGGAGGUACCUGAAGGAGAAAGACGAGAUGGAGAAGAAGCGAGAGGUCCUCAAAAGUGCCCUGCUUGUGUUACGCAAUGAGAGGAAAGAGGUGAAGGAACAACUGAAGGACGCUACAGGUAAGCAGCAGAAGCAGCUGGAGAAGCGUUUUGCCCAGCUGGAGGAGAACUGCAGGGCGAAGGAGGGGGAGCGGGUGGACCUGGAGCUGCGUCUCACUGAGGUGAAGGAGAAUCUAAAGAAGUCGCUGGCUGGAGGGGUGCUGGGGCCACCCACAGAGAGCAAACCCCCCAGAAAGGCCCAGAUCAGUAAAGUGGAUCAUCUAUACAGCGAGGCAUCCAUGCCAGUAAACUGUGCUGCUGAGAUGAGGAAGCGUCCCCUAUCCAUCUAUGCAUCUAGCAGAGGGAAUGUCAUGCAGAAAGCCAAGGAAUGGGAGUCGAAGAAGGGGACUUAGAAAGACAAUGCUCAUGCAGAUGGACAGUCUAAUUCUGGUCUUGGAACAUGUUGGAGCUGAUUUGAAAGAGGGGAGAGCAGGUGAAGCAGGCACUCCAUUCUCAACUUUUCCACUCCCCUCUUGAGAGCUCAACAUUUACUGCACUUCGCUGAGCUGAGAAACGUGUGACUGGAGAAGACGAGACACUGAAUCUCUUGGAAUUGUUGUAGAACUCAAAGCACUAUUUCACUUGGAAACGCUGAAUGUUCAUUCUGUGAUUCAGUAAUCGCUUGUGUUGCAUGUGGUACCGUUGUUCCUUCAGACUGUGGAAGAGGAUAUGUUAUGGGGAUUCCAUGUGAAUACAUCAGAGGGCUGGAGAUGGUGAGAGCUGAGUGGUUUGCAGAGGUUGAAUAUGCACAUAUCUGCACGAAAGGACACUAAAGGGAAAUAGAACGUAUCAAUUGUGAGUUUGUUGUUAGAAUAGUAGCCUAAAGGAGAUACUGAAAUACAGUUCUAUGCUGUAUCCGCUAUGCAAGUAACUUCAGAACACAUACAGUAAGCUGGUCAAAGAGGGAGAGGAAACGACUGUUCAUGUAUAUGAAACACUUAUUUCAGAUUGUGAUUUAACAAUUUGGUGCAGCUGGACAACAGACAGAAGAAAAAAAACGAUAGAAUAACACCUGUAUAAAACCAAAUAGUUAAUGUAAUGUGAGACUAAUGACUAAACAAAGAUGUUCCUUUAUUACGUAAUUCACUGACUGUUUCUCAGUGUAAUGAGCCUUUUUACUUUGAAUUACUUUUGCACUUUAUAUUAUUUGUAUUGUACAUUAAAAGCUGUUCAUUGAU
Molecule: messenger RNA, 4455 nt
Organism: Oncorhynchus nerka (sockeye salmon)
Lineage: Eukaryota; Metazoa; Chordata; Actinopteri; Salmoniformes; Salmonidae
Gene: afap1l1b
Product: actin filament associated protein 1-like 1b
Exons: 18
Coding region: 1249-3630 (793 amino acids)
Cellular component (GO): cytosol
Molecular function (GO): SH3 domain binding
Source: RefSeq, a predicted model, not a curated record